UCAACUUUCUCGAAAAUGACAAAUCCUGUCAAAAAACAGAUAAAUAUUAGGCGUGGUACGGGAAGAGCCGAUUUUUACUAAAAUUAUAAUAAUGUCGGCGACUUUGAAGCCCUAUUUGACUGCUGUGCGCCACACUCUCACAGCUGCGAUGUGUUUAGAACACUUCUCAUCGCAAGUGGUAGAGAGAUAUAACAAGCCGGAGGUCGAGGUUAGAACAAGCAAAGAACUCUUACUAAAUCCAGUUGUUAUCUCCCGAAACGCUAACGAAAAGGUUUUAAUUGAAUCAUCUAUUAACUCAAUAAGAGUAAGUAUUAUGAUAAAACAAGCCGAUGAAAUCGAAAAGAUUUUGUGUAAAAAGUUCAUGCGAUUCAUGAUGAUGCGAGCUGAAAACUUUAUCGUACUGAGAAGGAAGCCAGUCGACGGCUACCAUAUCAGUUUCCUGAUUACUAAUUUCCACACAGAACAAAUGUAUAAGCACAAACUUGUGGACUUUGUAAUAUACUUCAUGGAAGAGAUUGAUAAAGAGAUUAGUGAAAUGAAGCUGGCAGUGAAUGCCCGCGCCAGAAUUUGCUCAGAAGAAUUCUUGAAGAGAUUUUAAGACUAGUCUUCAUUCACCUACAGUGCACCAUGUAUGAUAAAACAAGUGUAUAAAGUAUAGCUCUAUAAAUUCUUCAAUUAGAACCUAAGAUAAAUGUUGAAGUGUAACUUUAAUUGCAUUUUCACUAGAUUGUAUCAUUUUCAUAAUCCUAUGUUAAUAUUUUCAUAAAAUUACAUGACUUAAUUUUAAAGAUGCCUUAACAUUAUUUAAGACCUCUCUUCUUAGUUGAUAUUUUCACUGUAUUAUUAUAAUAAUAGAAGUAAAUAAGUACUCCUCAUCACAUCCUCAAAAUGAAAUAGAUAACAUUUUUGAGACAUAAAAUGCUUUUAGCUACAAAACAUCCAACAUUUUUAAUCCUAUGCUACAGAUAGCUAGAAAGCUUGCUUACUAAUGAUGGGAAAUUAUAUUCUUAAGACUCAAAAGUUGGUGCCAAAAAUAUGGUUUAUCAACAUAUUUGCUAGCCUUGUUAUCAUUUUCAUUUAUGAACACUGCCAGAAAUUUAUUAGAUUUCUUUGUAUAACUACUUUUAUCAUUAUGACAAUGUCAAUAAAAUCAUUUGAUUAAAAUAGCUGCAUGAAAAAUUACAUUCCUAUUAACAAUAAUAUUGUCUGCUAAAAUGAAAUAAUUAAACAAUAAUCUGCUUCAGAACUGUUCUAAAGAUUACUUUAAUUGUAAUGUUAAUUUUAAUCUAGCAUUAAUUCCUUUGUUUGAUUGAUCAAAUAUAUGAAAAGUUAAAAUACUUUUUUUAUUAUUAAAAUGUUUAUGUUUAACAUUCAGAAUAAGAAGCAAUUAAUUUUGUGUAAUGUUUUAUUGUUAUUGUAAUAAAAUAUGUCACAGAAUAAAUAUCUUUUUCAACUUUA
Ostrinia nubilalis (European corn borer) is the source of this 1458-nucleotide messenger RNA. RefSeq names its product actin-related protein 2/3 complex subunit 4 (gene Arpc4). NCBI's taxonomy places the organism in Eukaryota, Metazoa, Arthropoda, Insecta, Lepidoptera, Crambidae. Gene Ontology annotation, cellular component: actin cytoskeleton; Arp2/3 protein complex. The record is from RefSeq and is a predicted model, not a curated record. Gene Ontology annotation, molecular function: actin filament binding. The coding region runs from base 92 to 598 and encodes 168 amino acids. Gene Ontology annotation, biological process: actin filament polymerization; Arp2/3 complex-mediated actin nucleation. The transcript has a single exon.